Messenger RNA from Wyeomyia smithii (pitcher-plant mosquito), 1245 nucleotides. RefSeq lists its product as uncharacterized. The record is from RefSeq and is a predicted model, not a curated record. The coding region runs from base 1 to 1245 and encodes 414 amino acids. NCBI's taxonomy places the organism in Eukaryota, Metazoa, Arthropoda, Insecta, Diptera, Culicidae. The transcript has 3 exons.
AUGGCUAUCAAGCGGAUGGAGGCGCUGGAAAGGAAACUGUCCAAAAAUCCUGGACUCAAACAAAAUGUUGAUCGACAGAUUGAUGAGUAUGUUGCUAAAGGAUAUGCACACAAAAUUACAGCUGAAGAGCAGCAAAAUUCGGAUGCGGCUUCGGUAUGGAAAAUUCGUCUGGUCUGGGACGCAGCAGCAUCGGUCAACGGUAUAUCACUUAACUCCGAGCUUCUAGCAGGCCCUGAUAUGCUGACGAGCCUUCCAGCAGUGAUCCAACGGUUCAGGGAAAAACGAUUCAGUUUUGGCGGUGACAUCAAGGAGAUGUAUCACCAGUUGCGUAUCAGACCUGAAGACAAGCAGGCGCAGCGUUUUUUAUAUCGUAAGGAGAAGGGACCAAUACAGAUAUUCGUCAUGGACGUGGCCACCUUCGGCUCGACCUGUUCCCCUUACGCAGCAGCAGCAAUCGUUAACAAACACUAUGUUGACGAUUACCUCGACAGCGCCGAUAGCGCUGUAGAGGCAAUAGAACGUGCGAGACAAGUAAAAUUGAUCCAUGCAAGAGGGGGAUUCGAGAUAGGGAAAUGGGUCUCGAAUUCAGAGGAAUUUUUACGAGCGUUGGGUGAGCAGAACGAUGAUCAGGCAGUACAUCUCCAUCAAGACAAAAUGACACAAAAGGAACGAGUGCUCGGAAUUAUUUGGGACUCUAAAGAAGACGUGUUCUCGUUUUCUGCAACCCCUAGAGCGGACCUAGGACAGAUGUUUUCCAGUGGAGAUCGCCCAACGAAGAGAUCCGUUCUCAGUUGUGUUAUGUCAAUGUUUGACCCACUGGGUCUUCUUUGCCCAUUUACGAUAAUUGGAAGAAUCCUUGUACAGGAUCUGUGGAGAGCGGGUUGUGAAUGGGAUGAGUUGAUUGACGACGAAGCCUAUAGUAAGUGGAAGCAAUGGAUUGGGUUACUACCAGAGGUGGGCGCGAUUAAAGUACCUAGAUGCUACUUCGGAGAUGCUACGUCAGACAAGUUUAGAGGUCUCCAACUACAUAUAUUCACUGAUGCAAGUGAAAAGGCAUAUGGGUGUGCAGCCUAUUUUCGCAUUGUUAUUGAUGGUGAGGCACGCUGCGCGCUGGUGAUGAGCAAGAGCAAAGUAGCCCCACUCAAACAGUUGACUAUCCCCAGGCUGGAACUGCAAGCAGCAGUACUUGGCGCUAGACUAGCACAAUCUAUUAAAUGCAGUCAUAAUUUGGUCAUAAGAAAUUAA